CCUGUUCUGACUUUGUUCUCCACAAUAGGUUCUUAUUGUGGCAGUCAAACCUUUUCACUGCCAAGUCUGAAUUAAAAAAAAAGUUUUUAAGAAGGAUACUUACACCACCAUACACUUCUAGUGGCUCAUUAAAAGUGAUUGAUAUAAUUUGUAGUGUUGUUUUCAGUGAUGUUCCUGUUCUGUGUUUUAUUCCCAGUGGACUGUCCUGCUGUGGCUGUCACGCCUUUAUUUCUGCCAGGUAUUAGUUUGUUAAAGAAUUCCAAGUUUAAAAAAACUAACUUUGGUAAACUGAGCUGAGGUAUACAGAAAUAUUUGAGCUUUUUAUUUUUUAUUUUUUGAUCUGUUGAAUGACUGGUUUCCACAUGCUGUAAUUGACAGAACUGUUUUUGUUUUUUCUUCUGUUGUUUUGAAGUUUGAAUGUUUAUUCCCCCCAGGGUAAUUUUAUGGACUAGCUGCCUCCUUCCUCUGAAUCUGUGUCCAGAUCGUUUCUGAUAGACCCCUGGCUGCUCCCUCCCCCUUUUCCUCACGUAAUUCAUCAUCUUGGCCAAUCCUGUCCCUCCCCAAAAAGUUUACGCCAAGCCGCCUAUAAAGAAGUGCUUAAGUUUCUCCAGUACCAGAAAAGUCUUGUCCUCCCAGGGACCCAUCGAUGGAUACGUUGACGCACAGAGCUACAAGUGGACUCUCUCCUUGACUUCAUGAGAGGGGAGUCGUUUUUGGACACUUUCUGGCCACCGUCUGCCCAAAGUGGAGAUGUCUGAGGAAAACAUCGGGGAAGAAUCGAGCAGCUCCCCCGUCUCUCCAGUGGACAGCCUGAGCAACAGUGAGGGGGAGCUGGACCGACAGCCCAAGAGGAGUGGGAGGAAGAGAAGACCGAGCAGGAAGAACGGUGAGGAGUCGGACAGUCCAACACCUGGGAAGAGAGGGAAGAAGUCCAGCAGCAGCGGCAGCCCCCAGUCCUUCGAGGAGCUCCAGUCCCAGAGGAUCAUGGCCAACGUCCGGGAGAGACAGAGGACGCAGUCCCUCAACGAGGCGUUCGCCGCUUUGCGCAAAAUCAUCCCCACGUUGCCCUCGGACAAACUGAGCAAAAUACAGACCCUGAAACUCGCAGCCAGAUACAUCGACUUCCUCUGCCAGGUUCUGCAGAGCGACGAGCUGGACUCCAAAAUGUCAAGCUGCAGUUAUGUGGCCCACGAGAGGCUGAGCUACGCGUUCUCCGUGUGGAGGAUGGAGGGCGCCUGGUCAAUGUCCACAUCUCACUAGCACCUGGACAAUCUGUG
This is a messenger RNA of Cynoglossus semilaevis (tongue sole), 1277 nucleotides long. It is a transcript of the gene twist1b, whose product is annotated as twist family bHLH transcription factor 1b. The coding region runs from base 751 to 1260 and encodes 169 amino acids. NCBI's taxonomy places the organism in Eukaryota, Metazoa, Chordata, Actinopteri, Pleuronectiformes, Cynoglossidae. Gene Ontology annotation, molecular function: DNA-binding transcription factor activity, RNA polymerase II-specific; RNA polymerase II transcription regulatory region sequence-specific DNA binding; protein dimerization activity. Gene Ontology annotation, biological process: regulation of transcription by RNA polymerase II; developmental process. The record is from RefSeq and is a predicted model, not a curated record. The transcript has a single exon.